AGACAGCUCCCACCCUUCCCUUGUCAUCCCCACAAUGCAUUCAGGAUAAAGGUGCGGAGGAAGAAGCCCCCAUCACCCCAGGGUCUACGGGCUCUCCUGGCUUUUUCUUCCCGGAUCAGCCUCAAACCUUCAGCUACCCCUUCCGUCUCUGCCUACUCAGAAAGUUUAACAGAGAAGGGAGUAAGGGGAGAGUGGGUUGUUGCUGGCGCUUAUUGCGCGCAUGCGCAGCUUCCGCUCUCGAUCUUCUUUUGGCGCCGCGAGGCAGUGAGAGUCCAUGAGAAAUUUCCCGUCGGCGCGGAAUAUGCGCGCCACUUCCGGCCGGGCUCCUAACAACGGGGGAGGCUGGUAACCAGGGAGGGGGGGAUGGCGGAGCGGGCGCCGGAGCCCGAGGCGGAGGCGGAGGCUGAGGCGGGAGCGGGCGGGGAGGUAGCCGCCGAGGAGGGCGCGGCGGGCCGCAAGGCGCGGGGCCGCCCGCGGCUCACGGAGUCGGACCGGGCCCGGCGGCGGCUCGAGUCCCGGAAGAAGUACGACGUGCGGCGCGUGUACCUGGGCGAGGCGCACGGGCCCUGGGUGGACCUGCGGCGCCGCAGCGGCUGGAGCGACGCCAAGCUCGCCGCCUACCUCAUCUCGCUGGAGCGCGGCCAACGUAGCAGCCGCCACGGGAAGCCUUGGGAGCAAGUCCCCAAAAAGCCAAAGCGGAAGAAAAGGCGGCGACGCAACGUGAACUGCCUGAAGAACGUGGUGAUCUGGUACGAGGACCACAAGCACCGCUGCCCCUACGAGCCGCACCUCGCCGAGCUGGACCCCACCUUUGGCCUGUACACCACGGCUGUGUGGCAGUGCGAGGCUGGGCACCGCUACUUCCAAGACCUGCACUCGCCCCUGAAGCCGCUCAGCGACUCAGACCCUGAGAGUGACAAAGUGGGCAAUGGCCUGGUGGCCGGCAGCUCUGACUCGUCCAGUUCCAGCUCCGGCUCCGACUCUGAGGAGCCCCCCGAGGGCCAGCAGGCCAAGGCGACAGUGGCAAUGGCGGCAGUUACCCCCACCAGCCCAGCGGGCAGCAGCGGGCUCAUCACACAGGAGGGCAUGCACAUCCCCUUCGAUGUCCACCACGUGGAGAGCCUGGCUGAGCAGGGCACCCCACUGUGCCCCAACCCGGCCAGCAGCGGGCCCGAAGCCCUGGAGACAGUGGUGUGCGUGCCAGUGCCCGUGCAAGUGGGCCAGGGUCCUAGCACCCUCUUUGAGAACGUGCCCCAGGAGGCACUGGGUGAGGUGGUGGCCAGCUGUCCCAUGCCAGGCAUGGUGCCCGGUUCGCAGGUGAUCAUCAUUGCCGGCCCCGGCUAUGAUGCCCUCACGGCCGAGGGCAUCCACCUCAACGUGGCAGCAGGCAACGGUGCCCCCGGAGGGGGCCUGGGUGACGAGGUGCCCUGCGCCAUGAUGGAGGGUGUGGCCGCCUACACCCAGACAGAGCCAGAGGGCAGCCAGCCCAGCACCAUGGACCCCGCCGCCAUGACAGGCAUUGAGACCAAGAAAGAGAAGGAGGACCUGUACGUGCUCAAGAAGGAGGAGAAGGAGGAACCGGUGGCCCCAGAACUGACAGAGCUGGCUGCGACGGUGCCUGAGAGCGCAGAGCCCGAGGCAGAGGCAGACGGGGAGGAGCUGGACGGCAGCGACAUGUCAGCCAUCAUCUAUGAGAUCCCCAAGGAGCCCGAGAAGAGGCGGCGAAGCAAGCGAUCGCGGGUGAUGGACGCCGAUGGCCUGCUUGAGAUGUUCCACUGCCCUUACGAGGGCUGCAGCCAGGUCUACGUGGCCCUCAGCAGCUUCCAGCCGCCUGAACUCUUCCUGCCUUUGCCCAGGCCGCCCUGUCAGCUCACGAUGCUUCCUCUCCAAGCUCAACUGAGGACGCCCCUCUGCCAGGAAGCCCACCCUAGUCCCCCCAGCCCCGGGUCACUGCACUACCAGGACAUACCUGCCGUUUGCCCGCUGAGGUUUGGACAGGGUGCCCUGAGAGCAGAGACAGGGUCCCGUCACACCCCCACUCCUGGCGCAGGAUGUGGCACCAGAACUUUGAAUUUGUCAAGUCAUGUUUUCAUUAAGCACAUGUUGAGCACCUACCGGGUGCCAGGCCUGGUGCUGGGUGCUGGAGCAGUUGUGCUAGUGAGUUAAAGAAUGAAAGAACAAAAGAAUGAAUGACUUGAGGGCUGCCUGCUCCAGGCGCUAGGGGCAGCUUAGCACUAUGCAAAGUGCCGCUGUGGGGCUGACAGCCCUGGACUCCGGUCCUAGCCCUGCCACUGCCCACCUGUGAGACACGGGCCAAACCACUAAGCCUCCAGAGCCUUAGUUUCCCCAUCCACAAACUGGGCUCAUGGCUGAGCCCCUUCCCAUGGUUCUGACAAGGCUGACUGAUGCCCCAGCCCAGAGCCUGGCUGGAGUAGGUGCUCAGUAAGCUGCUCUUGGAUCCCAGUUGUGCCCCUGACCCCCAGCUCGGAUCUGGGAGUCCCUGCCCAAGGGCAAGGGCACCCCUCUUCCUCUUCCUCUUCCAGGGAGGCCGGCCCUAGCUGGCCCUCAUCUGUCCCCACCCUGGGGAGCUCCAGAGGCGGGCCCAUGGCACCCGCAGCCCCACUCCUGCCCCUCUUGC
Molecule: messenger RNA, 2638 nt
Organism: Balaenoptera musculus (blue whale)
Lineage: Eukaryota; Metazoa; Chordata; Mammalia; Artiodactyla; Balaenopteridae
Gene: ZNF653
Product: zinc finger protein 653
Exons: 7
Coding region: 364-2166 (600 amino acids)
Biological process (GO): regulation of transcription by RNA polymerase II
Cellular component (GO): nucleus
Molecular function (GO): transcription coregulator activity
Source: RefSeq, a predicted model, not a curated record